Molecule: messenger RNA, 3327 nt
Organism: Rhipicephalus sanguineus (brown dog tick)
Lineage: Eukaryota; Metazoa; Arthropoda; Arachnida; Ixodida; Ixodidae
Exons: 16
Coding region: 97-3291 (1064 amino acids)
Source: RefSeq, a predicted model, not a curated record
CUUUCCCGCGCCGGCCGCCCGUGUAUGAAUGUGCUGAUCUUGUGUGCUGAUGAGUGACUCGCGUAGUGCUUCCACUGCGUUGUUUCUUUCGCCAAAAUGGGCGACGUCUUCUGCCUCGUCAUAUUACAAAACGGCAAUCGGCGAAAGCUGAAGCUGGCGACGGGUACCUACACCGAGUUCCUGGAGAAACUGACGGCAAUCGUGGAUGUCGAUCGCGAAAACACGCUGAUUCAGAUGUUUGACACCGACCUGGACGACUUCGUCGACCUUGUGCCUGAAGACGAAAUUCCAAACAAAGCAAAGCUACGCGUUGUCUCAAGGAGUGUUUCAGUUCUAUGCAAUGCAGCAGUGGCUACUGGUGGUCAGAAAGUUGCGCCCUCUUGUCCACAAAAUCCUUGUGCAAUCCAGCCGGCAUCAAUCCACAAACAAGGGGAAGUUUCGUUGCAAGCAUGUGAAGCUGGAAUUCUAGAGGUCGGCAGCGAUGCGAUAGAGACAUCACAACCAGUGCUGAUCCUGACACAAAUUGAAGACGCACCGUCUGCACUUCUGUCCUACAAGCAAGUGAGCGGCAGUGAUGAGAUGCAAGUUGAUAACACUGCCAUAAGCCACACGUCAAUGCACGACAGCGAUGACUCUGUCAACUUCGUGCUGCCUCCAUCCUUCGGCAUCUGGUGCGACACUUUUUUGCGGAGCAAGCGGCCAGUCACUGCAAAAGUCAAGACGCACAUCAUCUCUGUUCUCUGCAAGGCUUGCUACAGGAUGACUCCAUAUCCAACACCAAGGUUGUACAACCAGGUACUUGACUCACUGGUGGCAAAGUACCCACACGUGAUGGAAGGAAAGUACAACAGGCGCCGCUGGUUGAUCGCCCUGAGGAGCUGGUUCAAAAGUGAACGCGAGAACCUCACAGUGGCUUCAGCUGCUGUGGUCGAAGCGCAGGAAACGUCUGGAAUCGACCUGUUGCAGGCCGAUGCCGACGACGAGCACACCUACGCUCACGCACAGCAUGCGCUUGCCAACAAGAAGACGCCAUCGAGUUCAUCGGCCAAUUCGUGUGGCUCCGAGGACAAGUCAAUCCAGGAGGAGCAUCUCAGUGAGUUCAUGAACACGUCUGCUCACGCCGCUGAGGCCAAUAUAGCCGGUGAUUCAGAAGCCACGCCUUUGGACUCCGUGGUGGCGUGCCCUGUGUCAGACCCGACGGAAUGUCUGGAGAUGAGCGAACACUUUGAGGACGAUGAGGAAUUGAUUGAUUGCCCGGACCGUUCCGACGCCGCGCUGGAGGAUGUCACCGUGUCCAGCCUGCUCGGAAUGUGCACUGAUGAAAAAGCGUCGGAGGCACUGAUGGCACAGCUAGAGAGUCGGGCUUCUCUGGACGAUAGUGAAAGCUGUGAUGAACCAACGGAGGAAGUCAGGCACUCAAAAAGCGAACAAAUCAAAGGAGCCAUGGGUGGUGUGUUUCAGAAAAAUCCACGCGUGUCAAAUGGCAAAAGAAAAGCAGGAAAGAUCGUUUUGAAGGACUGCGUGGAGCUGGAAGAAGAAACUUCUGAAGGAAACGUGAAUGGGCUCCCCCUUAAUGACAAAGUUGUAAUUGGCACUGAAGGGGUUCCAGCAGCUUCACCUACCACUGCUCUUCCAGGCACUUUACAGGGCCACAGUAGUUCGACGGAUUCCUCUGAAAGUGGAAAACGAUACGAGAGUUUUUCGUUGAACUUUGAAAACUUGCCAGAGCAUAUUCAAAAGGGUCUUACAGCCCAAAAACCACUUCCCCCUACAGAAAGAAGGGCACUGGUACGAUGUGUAGUGGAACAACUGACAGAAGUGUGCUCCAGGCCGACACGGAACUUGAUUCGAGAGGCAGCCAUGGAGGUCGUACAGGCCUUUCCCGAUGCCCUUGAGGACCGUGGGCUAGAUGGUGAACUGCUUGGGAGAGGAUACGAUUCUUUUCAUCAACAACUCAAAUCCCAUGCCGAUAACGUCGCUCUGAGAAGACCAACCGUCUCACCAGGCACUUCACAGGGGCACAGAAGUUCAAAGUAUUCAUCUAAAAGGGAAAGACAAUAUGGGAAGUUUUCGUUUCGCUUUGAAUACUUGCCAGAACCUGUUCGAAAGGCUCUUAAAGCCAAGGGACCGCUUCCUAUUAGAGAAAGGAGGGAAUUGGUACGAUGUGUAGUUGAACAGCUGAGAACAGUGUGCUCCAGGCCUGGAUGGGGCAUGCUUCGAGAGGCAGCCAGCGCGGUUGUACAGGCCUUUCCUGACGCCCUUGAGGACCGCGGCCCAAACGGUAAACCGCUUGGAAAAGGAUACGACUCUUUUUAUCUACAACUAAGACGCCGUGCUGAAAACAUCGCUUGGGGUAAAGUAACCGGAACCAUCAUACCAGAUGUGCAGUGGCGCAGCAGAAAGCCAGUCGAGGAUUCGUAUGGCUGCGUUAACUGGCAGCCUGUGAGGAACUCGGAGCCACCAGAGGGCAUCGAUGACAAGAUUCAAUUUUUAAAACGAGAGGGGACGAAAAGCCUGGAAGAGAUUGAUGUGCCACUUUGUAAUGACUACAUGGAGGAAACGUAUCCAGAACAGAGAAGUUUCAUAAACGCAGAUCCUGCUCCCUGCAUUUCCAAGGUGAAGGAAGAAUGGCCCAUGCUUCUUCAACGGCCGUUCUUCUAUAAGCACGGGAACAAGCUGCUCGCCAAGGACGUCAAGGCUAUAUUUGAUCAAAAAGUGUCAUCAUGCGCACCACCACUCGCUCAGUACUUCAAGUCGAUCCCGAAGGUAGAAGUCGUGUACAGUAUGACGAUCCUGCAAGAGGUGACAAAAGAAGGCAACGCGAAAGCAGUGGAGGAAGCUGUGCUGUCCCUUCUGUGCGCAUAUUUCAAAGAAGAUGACAGGCAUCUCUUUCGUGUCUUUGAAGAGGGAACGAACAUCACAGAAAUACUCCAUGAGCUGCCAUGCACCCCUACUAUCGUUGCACUUGGAAGCAUUUUCCAGAAGAAAUGUUUUGUGACCUGCGAACAGCAGAUCCUUUUUACAGAGCCUGUAGACUUUUCAGAGGCGACCUGCCUUUUACUUCUGAGCUACUAUGUCUUCAACUUACCCUACGCAGAUCGUGUUGCCACAACUCUGGAAUUUCUUCAGAGGGAGAUGUUCACCAUCAACCCGCCUAGAGGCAGCAAAUGCAGGGACGCACGAAUGUCUAGGAGAGCCGUGAGCAGUAAGAUAAUGACUCUGGUGAAUCACUUGCGGCAUAGGACUGAAGCUGUGAGCCCGGGUGUGAGCAGUCAAGUCGAAAUAAACUAGCUGUGUUGUGUUCAGAGUGGCCCGAUGUUCACUGUU